GCCUCCCCAUAUCUUCGAUCUUGAUCCUCAACUACACUAAUUGUGCCACACUUACAUACUCUCGGGGUAAAAGGGUGAUUAUACCCUAUCCCUUGUAUCUUCUUCCUUCCUUCCGUCGCCCCCUCUCCCUAUCCUCGCUAAGCGCCGACCCCUCAAGGGACGGUCGUGCUUCGUCCCCUCCCCAUUAUACCACGCACCUACCCUCCAGAGAACUCGAACACUCUUUGGCCGGACCAAGGAGCUUCAGGUUAUCAAUCAUUCAAAAUGACAACCCUAGAUACCAUCCAAGCGUCCCUCCGGACUCUUCAAGCCCAGGAGAAGAUUUCUUCCCUUCACUCAAGGACACCGGGUCCAUCGUCAUUGUCAGACGCAACGGAGAUUCUUGACACAGACUUCGAUUCCGACUCGCUGAAUGACUACUCCGAUGAUUCACCAUACCGAAGCGUCGGCUCGCUGGCCACGGAAAGCGUGACGACUGCAUCCACACCAGAUGAUAUCCGCACCCCUGAUUCGACUGGACUUACUGGCUUUCACUUCCACAUCGAUGAGAACCCCGUCAAAGGUCCGGUGGGCCCUCACCUCUUCCGCCACUCCGACGAAUUCUCGGAAAUGAAGGAGCUGCUUGGAGUAGAUCUGAUGGUUCAGGAUACUCCGCUCAGCGCCACGACCCCAUUCUACCGCCCCGCUUCCAAGCUCGAGCUCGAACGGAGAGACACCCCUCUGUCCAACGGAGCGCCGAAGAAGCAGAAGGACUCCAAACCGGCCCCAAAGGAUAACAAAAUUGCCUCGUAUCAGCCGCCAGAGGAUGACGUCGUGAAUUGGUCCCCCCAAGACGUUGUCGUGUGGAUGCAAAACCUCGGCUUCGAGGAGGGCAUCGUGGAGAAGUUCUUCAUCAAUGAUAUCACUGGCGCCAUCCUCCUCGAACUCCAAGGGGAGGACUUGAAGGAACUGGACAUCCAAUCCUUCGGCAAGCGGCAUCGACUGAUGGGCGCCAUUCGCCAGCUUCAAUCUUGCAGUACUCCUGUACCAUCUUGUGAUGGCACCCCAGACCCCACCGCGCGCGAGGAUACAGCCACUCCCAAGACUACGGCCGGAGAGGUCGGCGUUUCCGAUUGCACAAGCCCGUCGUCCGAGGGCAAGUCCAAAUCCAAAUCGAGGUCCGGAUCCAGUCAGAGCCGCCGCCGCCGUCACAAGCGCCGCGAUGGCACCGAUCUUGUACCGGAAGACUCGGUAUCCAUCGUCGCCAUUGAGCAGUUGUUGCCGGCGCUGCACACAUGCUCCAAGGGCGAGAACUGCCGAAAGUGGCAGAAGCAGCAGGCCAAGCUGGCUCGCCUGGCCAAAGGCCUUCCCGUCGAGUGUUACGGUGGCUCUGUCGUCAUCGGCGACCCGGGGAACGCGGCCACCGCACCGAAUCUCGCCAAAACCCCCAAGUCCGACGUCACUCCGUCUGUCAUCGCAUCUUCGGAUGUCUUGGGCCCGGACCACCCCACGGACGUCCAGCAGCUGUCGCGAGAUAAGCUGGGCGGAGUCGAGCCCCGUGACCCCCAGGAGAAUGUGCGAAAUUUCCUCAGCUUCCAGCGCCUCAGCAGACUUCAACCAGUCACGGACCCUGCUACUCCGCCGAGGGAGAACUUUCCUUCGCCGGACUCCAACUCGCCCGGGUCGGCAAAGGCCAACAAUGCGACAUUGUCGGAGAACCUUCGCCACCUUCCGAGACUGCAAAUCCCUAACGCCCGAGCCUCGAUGGCCGACUCGACCUUCUCCCCCAACUAUUCGGCCGAUCGCACCAUCACCCCGUCCUUCGUGCACCGGAAGGCCCCGUUCGCCCAGCGUAACACGCACAAGCCCCCCUACCCAUCCGGAUACUCCCCGUCCCCCUCAGACUUCUACCGACAAGACCCCUACUAUGGACGAUCCACUCCUCUGUCGGAGAUGGAUGUCCCCACCACUGCGAUCCCCCUCGGACAGGCUGCCCGCAUGUUCUCGCAGUCUGUUCCCCCAGACAUGCGAUUUGGCGGCCAUCACAUGUACCACCUGCCUGACCCCAUCCUUCGGCCGACAUCGACCAAGGCUGAGAAUCAUAAGCGCCCCGGGUUCAACCUCAAUGGUCGGCCCUUGGCUCGACUGGAUGAGCGUUCGCCGCUCCCACCGAUCGAGACGCCGGAGGAUAUGGACCGGACUCCCCGCGCCGCUCACUGCAAGAACAACCCCUUUAGCCCGAGCGGCCAGUUUGCCAAUGACAUCAUCCACAGCGGCUGGAUGAAGAAGCGCAAGACCAGCAAGCUCCUGCGUCACGACUGGGAGGACCAUCACUUCACCCUUCGUGGCACUCGGCUUGCCAUGCACACCGAUGAAGUUUCGGCCCACCAGGCCUCCAAGGCUCUUGAAUACAUCGACGUGGAUGACUACGCCGUCGCAUGUUCCUCGCUCCCGUCAAACUCGAAGCUGACCGCGGCCUUCAAGAAGACCGUCCUGAAGCGCAAGGACAGCAGUCAAGGAGAGGCCGCCUUUGCAUUCUCCUUGAUUCCUUCGCCCAGCAGCAGCACUUUUGACCGCAAGACCAUCUUUGUCCAGGGCCCCAAGUCACACCACUUCGCGGUCAAGACCCGAGACGAGCGCAUUGACUGGAUGCGAGAGCUGAUGCUAGCCAAGGCGCUCCGUCGGGGUCGCGAGAGCGGUGCAUCUGUCAAUGUGAAUGGCGCUGCUUUCUGAUACAUACACCCUUGACCUUCUCCCCCCUCUCCUGCAUUUUCCGAGUUUGCCAUCCGUUAUAUACCCCUAUGUUUUUGAUUUAAAAUCAACCCAU
This is a messenger RNA of Aspergillus campestris IBT 28561, 2806 nucleotides long. RefSeq names its product SAM and PH domain-containing protein. Gene Ontology annotation, molecular function: protein binding. Bases 265 to 2712 code for a protein of 815 amino acids. The record is from RefSeq and is a predicted model, not a curated record. NCBI's taxonomy places the organism in Eukaryota, Fungi, Ascomycota, Eurotiomycetes, Eurotiales, Aspergillaceae. The transcript is spliced from 3 exons.